GAAUCAGCAAACCAUCAUCCGGACCCUAGUUCGAGGCUGCGAGGGUCUGCGCCCUAUCAGUUGCGUGCUUCUAUUCGUGCAAAGUGGUACACCGGUCCUGAGCACCGAUGGCGAGCUUCAGGGCAAUUAUAUUGAGUUUAUGCUUAUUGAGUCAGUUCUAUGGUGGCUUCGUUCAAGGUCAGUAUGGACCGAUGACCGAGAGGAACGCCCCGACAAGAGGGCAAAACGGUGUUUACUAUGGAAACCCCGAAAACGCCGCCCACAGAGAGGUUGAAAAACACAUACGCAUUUCGUGCAGGGAAAAUGCGAUAAAUUACGAUUGCCUUUUCAAAGAUGUUCACAUCGAAGAAUCGGAAGCGGUAUCCCCAGACCGCUUUGUGGAUCAUGGACGAUCGUACACCACAGACGUCAAGUCUCUGGCGUUUGUCAGCUCCACUAUCAGGCGAUUGCCGAAAGAAUUGCUGGCCACAUAUCCUUACACUGCAUUGCUCAACCUUCGAGAAGUGCAACUGAGAGCGAUCGAUCGCGAUGCAUUUAUGUAUGGUGGACAGCUGCAGCAGCUGUAUGUCGGAUUCAAUUCACUACCUUUCCUUGACCGUGGCGUGUUUGAUAGUUUAUCUUCUCUGGGAGCAAUAGACCUAAAUAGAAACCUCCUUUCGUACCUUCCGAUGGAUUUGUUUUGGAGAAACCCGUCACUGUACAGUGUUUCAAUAUCAAACAACGCUCUUACGCGCAUCGAAGAUAGAACCUUCAUUUAUAAUGCUAUCUUGGAGAGUGUCAAUGUUUCUAGUAACAGUAUCGAAUACUUUGACCUGGGUCAACUUACUGCGGCGUAUGAGAUCGAUGUCAGCUACAACAAGCUGACUCAAGUGAGGAUUCCCUCAAGCUUGAGUAGACUGUUUGCCUCUAACAAUCUCAUCAACAGCAUAGUAUCAAAUGGACAAAACAGAGAACUAAAGGAGCUGUACCUCUCGAAUAACAAGCUAACGACCAUUUCCUGGGCAGCAUUGUACCCGGGAUUGGAAGAGCUCGACCUAUCGCACAACGAAAUAGAAGAAAUCAAGCGUGAGCAUUUAGUAGCAGCAAAUCUCACGAAGCUGUUGCUGAACAACAAUCGUUUGUUCUCCUUCGAUCUGAAUCCGGUACCAAAGCAUCUACGGGUAUUGGAUCUGUCUCACAAUCAGUUGAGCUACGUAGAAAAGAGCACAAAGCUGUUUGACAGACUACAUCAGCUGUACCUGCACAAUAACGCUAUCGUGGCGCUGAAACUAUCUCCCAACAACACCCUACAGAACGUAAGUCUCUCGAACAACGAUUGGGAUUGCGCGAAUCUGCGCACACAGCUCGGGAUGAUCAACCCAAAUAGCGUUCAGGACUUGGAUGUGCCCCCCUGCAAACAUGGAUACAUUAUGGAGAGUAGUUUAUGCUGCAAGGAAACCGCCAUGCCGUACCACGAUCGAUUGUUGGAACAGAUCCACACGAACAAUGUUUUUACGAGAGGACACAGAAUCCAGUGUGAAGGUGAGCCGCAUGCGAUCGUCGAUAUUGACGAGCUGAAUAAAGGCCUACAAACUGUUUCGUCCGAGUCACCCGAGGCACUCAGGGGUGAAUUGCGAGAGCUGAAAUCAACUGUUGCAUCACUAUCAGCUGAGAAAACUUCUGGACAACAGGAGCUGUAUACUGUCAAGCAAUUGCUUAGCAACAAGCUGCCCCGCUAUGGCGGUAUCCAUGAAGGUUUCGACACAGCGCGAAUGUUGGCGGACAAAUUGAUAUCGCGCCUAGACGAUCGCAAACGGCUCCGUGAAAGCAAAUCAGCGGAGGGAAGGGAAGAAGCGAAGGCGAAGGAAACGGAAAGAGAUGAACUAAAAUCGUUUAUUGAUUCGUUGGAGACCAUUUUAAAAAAUAAGAAAGCUGUGAACCUUAAAAUGAAAAAGGAUACUGCCGAAACCACCCAGGAAAUUAAAAAACUCCAAGCCAAACUGAACGCCAACGCGCGUUCUAGCCGCAUAAAUAUCUAAAAUGUUUCUGCCGUACCGAAUAAUUGUUGGAUGCAUUCCACACUAACCGGCGAACCAUUGUACGGAUGUUGAAAGAGUAAUAAACGGAAGGUUUUACGGAAAUCA
This is a messenger RNA of Anopheles aquasalis, 2123 nucleotides long. RefSeq lists its product as uncharacterized. The record is from RefSeq and is a predicted model, not a curated record. Gene Ontology annotation, molecular function: protein binding. NCBI's taxonomy places the organism in Eukaryota, Metazoa, Arthropoda, Insecta, Diptera, Culicidae.